AUGGCCGAACCUCGUCCUGACGUGGACGUCCACGACACAUCCGACACAGUUCCCUCCGACACAGUCCCAUCUGAUACAAUUUCCUCCGACUCCAUCACCAACACUUCUACUCCUGCUCCUGCUCAACUUGACGGUGCUACCUCCUCCUCGAACGGUGUCACAAACUUCAAAGACAGCUUGUUAGCUUCCGCCCAGUCGACCAUGAGUGCCGUAAACAACCACCCAACCACGCAGAGCGCGAAGGAUGCCAUUGUUGGCGGUGAGAUUGCCUUUACCAAAUUUCGUAGUGCAUAUACUGAUUUGAAAAAAGGUCCUGUUGGCCAGAAUGUCAAGGAGCAAAGCGCUAUCACCAAGAAUGAAUUUGCGGAUCUUGCAGCUUCGCGUCAAACUCCUGAUCAGCCGGCAGCUACAGGACAGCCCUUGACUCACUACCACUCCAUGUUCUACCGUCUGUUGAGCUGGAAGAAUCCUCGUGCUACCGCCAUCUCGUAUGCCGCCGCUGUCACCUUCAUCUUCAUGGCCAGAUAUCUUCCUAUCUUCCGCUAUAUCUUCAAGGGAAUCUACAUCGUUCUUGGCUUGACCGCGACUGCAGAAGGUGCUGGAAAACUUGUCUUCGGCAAUGGGUUGACCUCACAGAUGCGCCCGAAGAAGUAUUUUACCAUCCCCAAGGCUUCCCUUGAGCGCCUUCUAGACGAUGUUGAGCAGUUCAUCAACUUCUUCGUCAUUGAAUUCCAGCGAAUAGUCUUCGCUGAGAAUCUUUAUGCUACUGGUGCUUCCUUUGUGUCCGCUCUCCUCGCAUACUGGCUCAUCAAGUUCACACCGCUCUGGGGCCUCUCUUUGAUCGGAACUACUGUCUUGUACAUGGGACCUUUGAUCUACAUCUCAAACCAGGAGCUUAUCGAUUCUCAACUGGCAAAGGGGCGUGAAGUUGUCGGAGCGCAGGCCAGUCAAUUUAAGGAUCUUGCCGCUCAGCACACUGGCCGAGCUUCAGAGACCAUCAAGAACUAUGCUGGGGAGUAUUCUUCCAAGGCGCAAGGAAUAAUGGGCCGCGCUACUUCGCCAAACCCAGCUCCGAAGAAGCAAGAUUUCCCAUCAGCUCCAAAACAAGACCCAUUGCCUUCCGCUCCGAGUUCCACUCCAAUCGAGCCUCUUGGUGCCAAGCCGGCCGUUCACCCGGUUGCGGAGCCCUUGUGA
Molecule: messenger RNA, 1194 nt
Organism: Pseudovirgaria hyperparasitica
Lineage: Eukaryota; Fungi; Ascomycota; Dothideomycetes; Acrospermales; Acrospermaceae
Exons: 7
Coding region: 1-1194 (397 amino acids)
Source: RefSeq, a predicted model, not a curated record